This is a messenger RNA of Ascoidea rubescens DSM 1968, 1566 nucleotides long. RefSeq names its product Pac1p (gene PAC1). Lineage: Eukaryota; Fungi; Ascomycota; Saccharomycetes; Ascoideales; Ascoideaceae. The record is from RefSeq and is a predicted model, not a curated record. The transcript is spliced from 2 exons. The annotation marks the transcript as partial. Gene Ontology annotation, molecular function: protein binding.
CUAACAAUUAAACAGCAAAAUGAUCUUAAUAGAUCAAUAAUAAUUUACCUUAAAAAUAGAGAUAUUGACCAGGAAUUAAUCGAUGAAUUAAUUCACAAUUUAUCCUUCAAUAACACCGAUUUUGACUUAAUUGCCUCUUCGGAAAUUAACUUGUUAGAAAAAAAAUGGUCGACGGUUAUAAGGCUUCAAAAGAAAAUCCUUGAAUUGGAAAAUAAAGUCAAUCAACUAAACGAAAUCUUAAAUAAUAAUAAUUUCAACAAUAAUAUAACUGAUUCCUUUUCCUCUCUAACUACAAACGAUAACAAUGACUUAUCUUCCUUAAAAAAGAUAAAUUGGUUACCAACAAAUGUCAAACAAACUUUAAAAGCUCAUAAAUCUCAAGUCAAUACAAUCUCAAUCCAUCCAAUUUUGCCACAACUAGUUUCUGGCUGUAACGACGGUUCCUUAAUAGUGUGGGAUUUAUUAAACUCAAUCCAACCAGAAUUUAUUAACAAAAACGCCCAUUCAAGAUCAAUUAACUGUACAUGUUUCUCCCCCUUACCAAUCUCCCUAACUUCUUUGAAUAACAGUAGUAACAGUAGUAGUAACAGUAUCCAGAAUAAUGAUAGCAAUGGUCUCAAAAAUAGCUCAACUUUUUCGAAAAAUCAAAUAUACCUCUUUGCAACAUGUUCAUCUGAUUUAUUUAUCAAAAUUUGGGAUCCUAAUAAUGAUUAUAAACCAAUUAGAACUUUAUCUGGUCACGAUCACUCGAUUUCUUCAAUAUCUUUUAAAAAUUCAAAUCCAAAUCACUUGUUUAGUUGUUCAAGAGAUUUUUCAAUUAAAUUAUGGGAUAUUACUAAUGGCUGGUGUUUAAAAUCGUUUAUUGGUCACUCAAAUUGGGUCAGAUCAAUUAAUCUAAAUUAUAAUGAUAACUUCUUAUUAAGUUGCUCAAAUGAUCAAAGUAUUAGAUUGUCUCAUUCAGAUACUGGUACUGGUUUGGCUUUAUUGAUUGGACACCAUCAAGUUGUUGAAGACUGUAAAUUUGUUCCCGAAAUUUCAAAUGUUUAUUUAGAUAAAUUGGCCAAAAAAUUUGUCUCAAAAGAAAUUUUAGAUAAUCAAAAUUAUAAAACCUUGGGCUACAAAUAUUGUGCAACAUGUGGUAGAGAUGACACAAUUAAAAUUUGGCUAUUACCUUUACCAAUAAUUAGACCACACAGAAGCCCAUUGCCCUCAUCGAAUCCAACCGGUGUUCUUCUAGCUGAUUUAAAAGGCCAUUCCUCUUGGGUAAGAUCUUUACAAUUUCAUCCUGGCGGUAGAUAUUUAUUUUCAGCUUCCGAUGAUAAAACAAUUAAAAUUUGGGAUAUAUCUUUGACGAAUUAUGAUGUAAUCAAAUGCAUCAAAACUUUGUCCGGUGGCCAUGAAAGCUUUAUCAAUAAGAUAUGUUUUGCUUCAUCAAACGGUUCUACUUCAAAAGAGUCUAAAAAAGAAGCUGAAAAACAAAAAAGGAAACUAAUAAAGUUAGACAAAAGUAUUAGAUGCACUUUAGCUAGUGGUGGUGCCGAUAAUACUGUUUGUAUCUGGGCAUGA